CCCUGCCCACUGCCGCAGUCUAGUUAAACAGUUACCCUUCCCAUCCCACAAUAAAACAUCAUACCCCAUUCACCAUACGCGUCCCCCUCGGUCUUCCAAUGCUCCGUCAUCCGCGGUAGACGUACCAAACCCUUCCAAAGACCCGACCCGAACCCUUCAUAGCGUAUGAUGCGCCACCGAAAGGCUCGAUCCAGCCGUCGUCAGCGUAGCGAUCCAGCCCAACCGUAGUAUUCUUACUCUUAUAUCAAGUCCCGAACGCCGCCUCCACUAGCUCCGAACGAAUGCUUCUCACUCCUCGAACCUACGCCCUCGCACAAAUCCCCGACGAGGGUCGCAAAGAAGCAGAGCCUUCCUAUUUCCUCCUGACUCCCUCGCGAAAGGAGCUGUUCCACGAGGAGCAACGCGCACGAAGGAUGCUGCUGCUGCACCAGACCGGCAACGUCAAGGUCGGAGAGGUCGUCCGAUAUACGGUCACAUAUACCCCCUCCGAAGACCGAAUACUACCUUCUCCCCCCUUUCUAUAUGUCAAAAUACGAAAUGGCGCUGCAAUCCCCUUGCGUGCUGCCUAUCUCCACGGACCCUACACACUGCACGUCGCUGCGUACCCUUCCACAUUCAAUCCCAACAAAAAAGUCGAGUCUCCGAAGAGAGAUGGAGUGCCGGAAUUCGAGCCAAACCUCAAGGCAGGCGGCACAUGGACCGCCAGAUUGACAGUCCCGGAGAGCAUUCGCGAAGUCGGCGGAGGCAGACAGGUGCAGCCUAGGGAAGGAGAGCUGCCGAAGAGCGCAACCUGGAUCAUUGAGAUCGCGUCACAAAUUAUCUUCUCGCAGUCGGCUUCUGUGAGCUACGAGUUGCUGGUCGCGCGAGACGAACGGUCGUUGGAUCUGGGGUUCACAGCGGUUACUGGAAAUUCCCACGGAGCGCCCGGCCAGGUUCACGAUCACCAGCCUGGCAAACGUGCACAUACUUCGCAUCACAAUACACAACCAAAAGGCGUUUAUUCAAGAGCGGUCCGGUUAGUCGUUGAAGAUACCUCAAGCUUGUGGGAUAAGCCGCAGCUACCCGAAGAGAUUCGAGCGGAGACAACUGCACGUGAGGAUCAACAUGCUGGAGAAAGUUCGAAGGAUGCACAAGAGGAGACCAAAAAGAAGAAAAAGAAGAAGAUACAUCUCGUCAUUCUCACUCACGGAUUACACAGCAAUCUCGGUGCGGACAUGUUGUAUCUCAAGGAAAGCAUCGACGCAACUGCCAAACAGGCCAGAGAGGACCGGCGCCAGAGACGACGCGAAGAAGCGCAGGGCAAAGGCACGUCUACUGGAGACAAAACGGACACAUCCACUGCUCCCCUAUCCGGAGGUCAAGAGUCUGUCCCAGACGAAGGCGGUGAUGAAGAUGAGGAGGAAGUGGUAGUUAGGGGUUUCAGCGACAAUGUCAUCCGCACAGAACGAGGAAUACAGUAUCUCGGGAAACGAAUGGCCAAAUACGUGUUGGGAUUGACAUACCCUGAUCAGCCGUUCUUACCUCUGAAGAAAUCCAUGGGCAAGAAGAUAUCUACCACAUUUUCUCCUGUUAAGGACAAGGAUAAGGACAAGGCAGAUGAAGGCAUUCCCGCACACGCAGGCAGCAGUGUCAAACACCCAACGCAAGACCUUCCGGACAGAGCAUAUCAGUUCACGAGCAUAAGUUUUGUAGGACACUCUUUAGGUGGCCUGGUCCAGACUUACGCCAUCGCAUAUAUCCACAAGCACUCGCCACAAUUCUUCGAAAAUAUCAAGCCAAUCAACUUCAUUACGCUCGCCACUCCGUUCCUAGGACUCAGCAACGAAAACCCAAUGUAUGUCAAGUUCGCACUAGACUUCGGCCUCGUUGGUCGGACCGGACGGGACCUGGGAUUGACGUGGAGGGCGCCCACCAUAGCAAAGAGUGGAUGGACGGCGAUGGUGGGUGGGCUAGGGACUCAGGCGCAGAAGGACCAGAACCAGGGCGACCCUGGCGCAAAACCUCUACUGCGUAUAUUGCCAACAGGACCUGCGCAUCUGGUCCUCAGGAAGUUCCGCAACCGCACGGUGUAUUCCAACGUUGUCAACGAUGGCAUCGUGCCCCUGCGGACCAGUUGUCUUUUAUUCCUUGAUUGGAGGGGGCUCGGCCGAGUUGAAAAGGCGAGGAGAGAGAACGGACUCAUUGGGACCGUUGCAGGUUGGGGUUGGGGUCAGUUGACAGGUCAAAAUUCGUCUCCUAAUCCGUCAAGAGUCGGGUUAGCAGAAGACGAGGCUGAUCGAGGGGAGUCGCCGUCUUUCAGCGGCGACGAUACAGCAGUGCCGCAGCCCGGUGCAGACGUGACGAACCAGGACGUGGAAGCAUACACUACAGAACCCGAAUCCCAUCAAUUUCUGAAUGGUCAGAAGCAGGAUUCGGAUGGGAAAACUCUCACUGUCCCUGCACAAUCAAAUCAAUCAGCUCUCAUGACGCUUUGGGGGUACAUUCGACCUUCGGGAAAGCACACGGCGAAAGACAAGAAGAUGUUCAAGAGAAGCCAGACGAUUCAAAUGGACUCGCCCGAACCAAGCGCUGCCUCCAGCUCGGAGGUCUCACUGUCUAACGAUCCUGAAAGCUCCAGGAAAAGGCCGAUUGCCACGCGAGGAGACUCAAUCCUGGAUGAUCCAGCGAACGUUGCGGCGCCUCCUAAGACUACCAUUUUUGAGUCCGCGGGCGAUUUGCUUAGCCCUCCAGUGCCCCCAACUAAUUGGUUAAUCGACCCUUCAACGCGUGCACGAACGAUCUUUCAUGAUCGCAUUUAUCAUCCUGAGGAUAUACCUCCGCCUCCGGUCAAGCGUCCAAAGCCAGCCCGCUCGUUCUCGAGUGAGAAUAGUAUCGCGUCCAAUGCAUCAUCUGCGAGCAACUCUGAAGAAAGCGGCGUGCGUGUUGAAGAGAAGAUCGCUCGUGCUUACCAUCGAGACCUGUCAUGGCGAAAGGUUUUGGUUAGCCUAGAACCUGAUGCGCAUAAUAACAUUGUUGUUCGACGCAUGUUUGCUAACGCCUAUGGGUGGCCGGUGAUUAAGCAUCUCUGCGAUACCCAUUUCGCCGACACAUACGCUGCCGAAACUCGAGAUGAGCUUGAGCCGGCUCUUGAUCGCGCCAAGGGCAUGCAUGAACCAGUCAAGGAGGACGGCGAGCACGUGAAAGGUCAAAAUGAUUCACAUCCUCCCAUCGAACGUACUGAGAGUGAGCUUCGAGAAGUAGCCGACGAACUGUCACCCCUCCAGACCCGGGCACCAGCGAACAGACUACACACGGCCGACAGCACUCGAAGCACAGUUUCUGGACAGUGGGAUGAUUCCUACUUUGAAGUGACUUCGGACGACGAUGACGACGAACAUGAUGACCGAAACGCUUUCCAGAAGUUCCUCCAGCUUCAACCAGCGAGGAGUAGGGGCAGUUCACCCACAUCACCCAGUUUUACAAAGACACCUGAUGGCCAAGGCACGAGCGAGGCUGAGAUCGCGGAUUUUCUCUCUACAUCUCCCAUCAACGUAGAUGUCCAUCGUGGUCUGGGCGCUUCCCCAAAGAAACCACCAACCUCACCCCGCGAGCCUGAUGCCCUCGAGGCAAUGGGACGAAGGAAAUCCCAGACCCAUGCAGGAUCGGUCCCAGCAUCUCCACGGACGCCAGCCGGGCCAACGACUGGGCUUGGUUUGCGCACUACAUCUUUGGAGACAAACAUACCCGUUUCGCCAGGUGAAGGGCAUGCACAAAGUGGAAGCGGGGGUGGGAGCGUCGUGGAGCAGGUGACACGGAUGAGCUUGGGCAAAGAUCGUGCAGACGAAUGAUUCUGCGAUCUAUUCACAUGAGUAAUGUUAUAUGUUUUAUCUGAUUUUACAGGCGUUGGAUGGCAUAUUGUUCGCAACGAGGCGCGUUGGGAUUGGGGUUUUGGUGGCUGCACUCUCCUGCUAUAUACCCAGAGUAGAAUAUCUCGUUUUGUAUACAUC
Aaosphaeria arxii CBS 175.79 is the source of this 3986-nucleotide messenger RNA. Its product is annotated as DUF676-domain-containing protein. Lineage: Eukaryota; Fungi; Ascomycota; Dothideomycetes; Pleosporales. The record is from RefSeq and is a predicted model, not a curated record. The transcript is spliced from 2 exons. The coding region runs from base 282 to 3827 and encodes 1181 amino acids. Gene Ontology annotation, molecular function: monoacylglycerol lipase activity.